UCCCCGUUUCCGCGUUUGAAUAAAACUUUCCCGGGCGGCCCGGAGCGCGCAGAGGCCGCGGCGGCGGCGGCAGCACCGGGCCCGGGGCCGGCAGCGGCGGUAGCGACCGGGCGGCGGCGGAGGAGCGGCCGCGAGAAGCGCUGGGCCUUGCCGGGGCGGGCUGCGGCCUAGUCGGGAGGUGGCGGUGGGGGGGGGCGCAGGCCUCGCGGCGGCCCGCAGGCCUCGAGGGGGUCCCGCCGGCCUUGUGGGGGUGUCGGCGGCUUUUUGGGGAUCCCCAAAGCUUUUAGGGGGUCCUUCGGGUCUUUGGGGGGUCUCGGGGGCUCCACAACGCGGGGGGAGGGGGAGGCCGGGGCCCCGCGGACGCUGUGAGGGGACCCCGGGCCUUGCGGCGCUUUUGGGGGUCCCCACACGCUAUAGGGGUGGAGGGCGUCCUGUGGGCGCAUUUUUGGGGGGCUCUGGGCCUCGGGGAGGGGGUCACAGUGCCUCGGUGACCCUUGGAGGGGUCGCCCUACAUCUCUGUGUAUUUUUGGGGAGGUCUUAGGCUCUCAUCAAUACCUGAGGGGAUCCCAAGUCUCCGCAGGCUCUUUUAGGGUGCCCCCGGCCCAUAUCGGUUUUUUUAGGGGGUUGUGCUCCCCAAUUCCCCUCAGGGCCGCGGUCUGGGGGGGCUUUGGGGGUGUUUACAGGGGAGCAGCCUAGGGCUUGAUUUUGGGGUUUUUUUUUUUUGAUUUUUUUUUUUCUUUUUUGCGGGAGUUUUUUGGGGGGUGUUUUAGGGGAGUUUUCGGAGGCUGUUCUUGUGUUUUUGCUGAGGUUGUUCUAGGGGGGGAUUCUGAGGCUGUUUCUGGGGUUUUUUUGGGCAGUUUUGGAGAUCUUUUUGAGGCUGCCUUUGGAGUGAUUUUGAGGGUGUUUUUUGGGUUUUUUUUUUGAGGGGAUUUUCGGGGGUCUGGCGGGCAGUGCGCGGAUGUCCCGGGCCGGGGGGGGUCGCGGGGGUCCGUAGGGUCGGGGGUCGCCCCGGGGGCCCGGCCAUGGCCUCGGUGCCCGUGUACUGCCUGUGCCGCCUGCCCUACGACGUGACCCGCUUCAUGAUCGAGUGCGAUGGCUGCCAGGACUGGUUCCACGGCAGCUGUGUGGGGGUGGAGGAGGAGGCGGCGGCGGAGAUCGACCUGUACCACUGCCCCCAGUGCGCCGUGCUCAGGGGGCCUUCCGUCAUGAAGCGGCGCCGUGGCCCGGCCAAGGCCCCGGAGCAGGACCCCGGUCGUCCGGCCCGCACCGGCAGCGCCCAGUUCAUCCGGGAGCUGCGGGGCCGCACCUUCCCCAGUGCUGACGAGGUGCUGCUGCGGCCCAGCGGGGCCCAGCUGACGGUGGAGUACCUGGAGGAGAACAGCUUCAGCGUGCCCAUCCUGGUGGCACGGCACGAGGGGCUGGGCAUGACCCUGCCCCCGCCCUCCUUCACCCCCCGCGACGUCCUGCACCACGUCGGGGCUGACAAGGUGGUGGCCGUGCUGGACGUGGGGCGCCAGGCCGAGCUGCGCAUGCGCCUCGGGGACUUCGUGGCGUAUCUGGGGGGACCCCGGCGCGAGCGCGUCCUCAGCGUCACCGGCCUGGAGUUCUCAGACACGAGGCUGUCGAACCUGGUGCAGACCCCACGGAUCGUGCGGAAACUCUCGUGGGUGGAGAACCUGUGGCCGGGGGAGUCGGCGCGGGAGCGGCCGAGCGUGCAGAAGUUCUGCCUGAUGGGGGCCAAGGACAGCUACAGCGACUUCCACAUCGACUGCGGGGGCACCUCGGCCUGGUACCACGUGCUCAGGGGCGAGCAGAUCUUUUACCUGGCGCGACCCUCGGCCGCCAACCUGGCGCUGUUCGAGGCCUGGAGCAGCUCCCGGAACCAGCCCGAGCUCUUCUUCGGGGACCAGGUGGAUCGGUGCUUCCGGUGCCACCUGCGCCAGGGCCAGACCCUCUUCAUCCCCACAGGCUGGAUCCACGCCGUGCUGACCCCUGUGGACUCGCUGGCCUUUGGGGGGCAUUUCCUGCACAGCCUCAACAUUGGCAUGCAGCUCAGGGCGUACGAGCUGCAGCGCCGCCUCAACACCCCCGACCUGGCCAAGUUCCCCAAUUUUGAGACCAUCUGCUGGUACGUGGGGAGGCACCUGCUGGACACCUUCCGAGGGCUGAGGGAGAACCGCCGGCACCCCGCGGCCUAUUUGGUGCUGGGAGCCCGAGCCCUGACCGGAGCCUUCCGAGCCUGGACCCGCCGAGAGGUCCUGGCAGAGCACGAGCAGGAGAUCCCCGAGACCGUCCGGCCGGGGCAGCUGGUCAAGGAACUGGGCAGGGAGAUCCGGCUGGCAGAGGAGCUGUUCCAGCAGAGCACGGGAAUGUCGGGGACCCCCUUUGGACCCCCCUGGGGGGUCCCAGCCCCCAAAAAAGGGGGGCCCCGCAAGCCUCCCCCCAACUCUCGCACCUCCAAUGAGGGGGGAACCCCGAAUCCCCCCCCAGCCCCUCCUGAGGAGGAUGAGGAGGUUGACCCCCCCAGCUCCAGCCCGGAGGAGACGGACCCCGACUCCGAGGGGGACCCCCAGAUCCUGCUGGCCAACGGGGGGGCUCGCUCCCCCCUGGACCUGGACUCGGAGGAGGAGCUGCAGAUCGAUGAGACCCCCCCGCGGCGGGGCCCGCGCCGCCUGCCCCGGCUCCCCCGGAAGCUGCCCCGGGCCAAGCCCUGCUCGGAUCCCAACCGGGUGCGGGAGCCGGGAGAGGUCGACUUCGACAUCGAGGAGGAUUACACCACGGACGAGGAGGACGAGGGGGGCGCUGGGGGCAGCGCCGGGAUCCUGGACCUGCUCAAGGCCAGCCGGCAAGUGGGGGGCUCCGAGUACCCCCAGCUCAGCGAGGCCCCUGCCUCCCCCAGCACGCGUGAGGCCAUCCAGGGCAUGCUCUGCAUGGCCAACCUGCCCGCGGGGACCCCCCUGGGACCCCCAAACUGGUGGGGAGGGGGCGGGGGGACCGAAAGGGGGGGUCCUGGGGGGUCUGGGGGGCCCCGCAGAGCCCCCCCCGCCCCCCGGAGCACCGACAGCGAGGCCGAGGGGAGCCUGGACGAGCAGGACAGCCUGGGGGCCUGCUUCAAGGAUGCUGAGUACAUUUACCCCUCACUGGAGUCGGACGAGGACGACCCCGCCCUAAAAUCGCUCCCCAAAAAGAAGAAAGUGACGGACGACGCCCCCUGGAGCCCCAAAGCGCGGGUGACGCCGUCGCUGCCCCGGCAGAGCCGCCCGGUGCGGGAGGGGACGCGCGUGGCCUCGGUGGAGACGGGGCUGGCGGCAGCCGCUGCCAAACUGGCCCAGCAGGAGCACCGAAAGCUGCAGCGCAGGAAGGGCCCUGCCAAGCGCCGCCCCCCCUCACCCCCCUCCCCAGAGGAAGAAGAGGAGGAGGAAGAAGAAGAGGAAGAGGAAGAUGAGGAAGACGAAGACCCCGAAGUUGAGCCCGAGGGGGACGCGGAGGCCGAGGCGGAGCUGGGGGGGGGCGAAGCCGAGGCCGAGCCCCCCCCGGAGCCGCCCCCGGAGCCGCCGUACCCGCCCAGCCUGGCUGACCACGAGUACACGGCGCGGCCGGGGGGUCCGGGACCCCCACCCGGGGCUCAGCCCGGCCGGGCCCCCACCCCCAUGGCCCCGGGGGUGUUCCUGAGCCAGCGCCGGGGCCCCCCCGGAACGGCGCCCCCCAGCCACGGGAAGCGCCCCCGGAAGGGUUUGGCCACAGCCAAGCAGCGCCUGGGCCGGAUCCUCAAAAUCCACCGCAACGGGAAACUGCUGCUCUGAGGGCGGGGCCGGCCACGCCCUGCCAGGCUCCGCCCACGCCCCGCCAGGCUCCGCCCACCACCGGCUGAACAAUGAACUAUGGGCGGGGCUCUGCAGAAGGGGGCGGGGCCUGGCAGGACCACACCUAUCAGAACAACGUGCUUGCUAAAA
This is a messenger RNA of Taeniopygia guttata (zebra finch), 3953 nucleotides long. It is a transcript of the gene PHF8, whose product is annotated as PHD finger protein 8. The record is from RefSeq and is a predicted model, not a curated record. NCBI's taxonomy places the organism in Eukaryota, Metazoa, Chordata, Aves, Passeriformes, Estrildidae.